GUUGGGUAGGACCCGCUGUUGUAGCUCCCCGUUACCGGGCGGAGCCGGGCCGGCCUCCCUGCCCGCCUGCAGGACCUCGGGGACGGACAUGAUCUCCCACGCGGACCCGAAGGCGGAGCGGUGGUUCUCCCGUCUGCGUGCCUGCGAGGGGCGGGCGGGUCUGCGCGGCUCCUGCCCAGCUGAGGAUGGGAUUGAGAGCAAGAAAGAGGAGACUCCCCACUGGGGCAUUCCUGGGCCAGCAAAGCCAGCACUACCCAAGGAGAAGAGCUCUCAGAGCCCUGAACAGGACUCGGUUCACCUACGCAGGUCAGAAAGGGCUCAGAAACCUCCCCUGGGGAAGAGGCAAAGCCGGGUGAUGGUACGUGGAAAGAACUUCAGGAGGCUGCCAGAUAUCAUCCAGCAGAGAAAUCCUGCUGCGGCGAGACUGACAAUAUGUGGGGACUGCGGGAAGAGCUUCAGGGUGAGCUCCAACCUCAUCCAGCAUCGGAGAAUCCACACUGGAGAGAAACCCUUCACCUGCACCGACUGCGGGGAGAGCUUCAGGCAGCGGUCACACCUCAUCCAGCACCAGAGGACCCACACUGGGGAGCGGCCCUACGCCUGUGCCGAGUGUGGGAAGAGCUUCAGCAUGAGCUCCAAGCUGAUCCGCCACCAGGUAACCCACACGGGGGAGAAGCCCUACAAAUGCACAGAGUGUGGGAAAUGCUUCUCUGGGAACUCCCAGCUUGUCCAGCACCAACGGGUGCACACUGGGGAGAAACCCUAUGAGUGCGGCGACUGCGGGAAGAGCUUCAGCGUGAGCUCAGCCCUCACACGGCACCAACGGGUCCACACUGGAGAGAAACCCUACAAGUGUGUGGAGUGCGGGAAGAGCUUCAGCCAGAGCUCCGAGCUCAUGAAGCACCAGCGGGUCCACAGCGGGGAGAAACCCUAUGAGUGCUCCGAGUGCGGGAAGAGCUUCACGGUGAGUUCUGCCCUUAUCCAGCACCGGCGGUUCCACCUGGGCGAGCGCCCUUACGGCUGCACCGAGUGCGGGAAGAGCUUCACGGUGAGCUCCCACCUCAUCCAGCACCGCCGCUUCCACACCGGGGAGCGGCCCUUCGAGUGUGCCGAGUGCGGGAAGAGCUUCUUGUAGAGGUCGGCCCUGCUCCGUCACCACAGGGUCCACACCGGGGAGAGGCCCUACGCCUGCUCCGACUGCGGGGACAGCUUUCGGCAGAGCGCCCACCUCAUCCAGCACCGCCGCAUCCACAGCGGGGAGCGGCCCUACGGCUGUGCGGACUGCGGGAAGGGCUUCACCGUCAGCUCCGCGCUGCUCCGGCACCAGCAGAUCCACCGGGGAGGGGAGCCCUAGGAGGACCGAGGGCGUGCAGUGGUUUGGCCUGGUGCUCGCUGCCACCCCUGGGAGCAGAGCCCAGCGUCUCUCUCUCCUUUUGCUAUUGAGUGUGCUGCUUGUCGGGGGUGAAAGCAAUUUCUUUUUAAGAGAACAAAUCCUGAAAGGUAGAGAUGGAGGGAGGUUGCAAAGAGCUGAACUGGAGGUGGGAUAGCUCUUGGCAGAGGAGGAAUUCAUUUCAGAAGGGCAGAAUAUCCUCACGGUGUAUUUUAAAGGAAGGGAAAUACGCUGCCUCUCCUGGAGAACUGACAGAGGCCUGCAAAGCUCUGAUUUGGGUAAAGAAAAGCUGCUUUCUUCCGUGGCUCUGAUUGACCUUCUCCAGCCUGAGGGCUGUGCCCAUAGCAUGGAGAAGCCCAAAGCCCCGUGCUGCUGCCACCCAUGGCUGUAUCUGACGGUGUCACAAAGCAGUCGGCCUGAGGUGUCUGUCCGUCUGUCCGUCCGUAGCCUGCGGGCUGCGUUGGGCGCUGCAAGGGGCUCUUUUUGGGGCUGUCCCCUCGGCGGGCUGUGGGCGGAGCAGCCGCACGGCGCUCUCUGAAAGCGUCCCGGACUUUCAGCUUUGAAGAUGUGAGAGCUGAGCGCUCUUUCCGAAUGUGAAUAAGCAUUAAAUCGUUCGUUAAUUAGGUUUAAUUAUUUCUAAAACUUGUAAAUAAAACCCUUCGUUAAAAAGAAUUUUCACCGUGCAUCUUGAGCCCCCGCCGUGUAGCCUAGGCUUUGCUCCUGCCAUCCUCGCUUGUGCUUCAUCUCGGAGCGGAGCAGCCGGAUCAGCUCCACACGCGAACCCGGCGCCGUGCGGUCACGUGCUCAGCCGAUCGGCCGCGCGGGUCGGAGGGCGCGCCGCGUCCGCGCCUGCGCAGAGUCAGACAGAGGGCGGGGCUUGCCGUGACGUCCGAUGUCGCCAUUGGCUGCCGAGGAGCUGGAGCAGAGCGAAAGCGCGAGCCCCCGCUGUGACGUAAGCCGCCUCCUCCAAUCAUAGCUCUCUCCCGCGAGGUAAAUGCGGUCCGGCAGCACUGGGCCUUUGUCUUGCGCCGCGGGGCACGGCGCGAGCGGGCGGCGGUGGGUGAGUGCGAGGCGUGUCUCCGUGGCAACGCGGCCGGGUCGGGGCCGCGCUGAGGUACGGCGAUCCGGGGCACGGCCGGGCGGAGGCCUCGGGGCUCGUCCCGGUGCCCGGCGGUGUCAGCGCUGCCCAGAGGCGCUCGCGG
This is a messenger RNA of Meleagris gallopavo (turkey), 2592 nucleotides long. RefSeq lists its product as uncharacterized. NCBI's taxonomy places the organism in Eukaryota, Metazoa, Chordata, Aves, Galliformes, Phasianidae. Gene Ontology annotation, molecular function: DNA-binding transcription factor activity; RNA polymerase II cis-regulatory region sequence-specific DNA binding. Gene Ontology annotation, biological process: regulation of transcription by RNA polymerase II. The record is from RefSeq and is a predicted model, not a curated record.